This is a messenger RNA of Lottia gigantea (owl limpet), 954 nucleotides long. RefSeq lists its product as hypothetical. The record is from RefSeq and is a predicted model, not a curated record. Bases 1 to 954 code for a protein of 317 amino acids. Lineage: Eukaryota; Metazoa; Mollusca; Gastropoda; Lottiidae. The transcript has a single exon.
AUGCAAUACAAUGCUUCAUCAGAGGCAUGGGAAUUUCAAGAAGUGCGUCAACCAUUUCGUUAUCGAAAUCCUCCUUCCUUGUGGGCCAUUCUGGGUAUAGGAGCUAGAAAUUUUGAUACAUUUUUCGCGUUUGAGGAUCACUUUAGUUCUUUCGAAGAGGUAAGCAAAGCUUGUAACCGUGCUGGAUUAGAAAAGUGUGGUUUGAUUUUCGGUGUUGAUUUCAGUGCCUCCAAUGAGUGGCAAGGAAGAAAGUCAUUUUCUGGACAAAACCUACAUCGUAUCAUUCCGUCCCGUGUCUAUAAUCCAUAUCAGAAAGUGAUUCAUAUUUUAGGCAAGACUUUGGAACCUUUUGAUGAAGAUAAUUUAAUUCCAGCAUUUGGAUUUGGUGACAGUGUUACUAUGGGUGAUGAUGUAUUUUCACUACACCCAGAAGGACGUUACUGUGAAAGAUUUAGUGAUGUUUUAGAAAAAUAUAGUGAGGUAGCUACUAAAGUGACUUUAGGGGGACCAACAAACUUUGCUCCCUUAAUAUAUAAAGCCAUAGAAAUAGUGAAAACUUUAAAACGUUACCACAUUUUAGUGAUUGUGGCAGAUGGACAAGUGAAUGAAGAACAGCAGACUAUAAAAGCCAUUGUGGAUGCCUCCAAUUUUCCACUAAGUAUUAUAGUCGUAGGUGUUGGUGAUGGACCAUGGGAUAUUAUGGAAGAUUUUGAUAAUUGUUUGCCACAACGAAAAUUUGACAACUUCCAAUUUGUUAAUUUUCAUGGAGUGACUUCCAAAAGUAGAAAUCCAGAAACAAGCUUUGCUUUACAUGCCUUAAUGGAAAUACCUGACCAGUAUAAAACUAUGAAAACAUUAGGACUGGUUAAUCCAGACACAGAAAUUAAAAGUUCUCCAGUGAAAAGUUCACCAUUGAGAAGCCCAACAAAAUCCACUGAAACUUUGAUAGCAUAA